AUGGCCACCCCUGGAGAAGGCAACCAGCCCAAUGAUGAUGGGGCACCCCAGCCAGUGGCACAGCUGCAGCAGCUUGAGCCUCGGGUGGCCCGCAGACGUCUGUCCCAGGCCCGCCAUCGAGCCACUCUGGUAGGGCUCUUCAACAACCUAAGGAAGACAGUUUACUCCCAAUCUGAUCUCACAGCCUCAAAGUGGCAGGUACUGAAUAAGACGAAGGUUCAUAUUCAGGAAAUGGAACAAAGCUUGGAUAAUUUGCUGAAGCUCAAAGGAUUCUUCAACCUGCAAGAUGGGAAUCCCAACACCUUACAGGAGGUCAAGGAAGAAUAUGCCAGAAUGUACUCUGACAACGACAGUUUUCCUCAGAACAGCCCCCCUGCAUGGUACCUCAACUUUUACAAGCAGACGAUGGACCUCCUAACCAUGAACAGCAUCAUCUCUGCACAGGAAGUGACACUCCCUAUUGUCUCGGCGGCCAUCUCCCACCUGUGGCAAACUCUCUCUGAGGAGAAAAAGGCCAAGCUCCUGCAGGUGUGGGAGCAACAGCACAGCACCUUCUCAGACCUCACCGAGGCCUGUCUAGAGCUGGCCGGUGCGGAGGGCAGCAUGAAGGACAGCGGGGUGGACAGCCAAGGAGCCAGCUGCUCACUAGAAUCCACCCCAGAAGAGAUCCUUUUUGAAGAUGCUUUUGAUGUGGCAAGUUUCCUGGACAAGAGUGAGGCCCAACGUAUGUCUAACAUCAGCGCUGUGUUUGCCAGCUGCAACUCAGAUAAUCCAGAGGAGAAAUUUCAGCUCUACAUACAGAUCAUUGAGUUUUUCAAAGGUCUUGACUGUGUUAACACUCCAUUAACCCAGGAACCAGAUCCUCCAGUCGAUGAUGAUAUGAUGCUGCUGAAAUGCCUGGAGACCUUUGAUGAUGAAGAUCUGUAA
Molecule: messenger RNA, 927 nt
Organism: Arvicanthis niloticus (Nile rat)
Lineage: Eukaryota; Metazoa; Chordata; Mammalia; Rodentia; Muridae
Gene: Stra8
Product: stimulated by retinoic acid 8
Biological process (GO): oogenesis; meiotic cell cycle; cellular response to retinoic acid
Cellular component (GO): nucleus
Source: RefSeq, a predicted model, not a curated record